GCAAAUAACACAGCCGUACGUCACAUCCUGAACUUCAGCGCCAUUUUUUCCGUCACGGCGAAGAAAGGGGACAAAAAGCCGUGCAAAAAAUUGCCAAUGUCCUUGUCCUCGGCUCACUAACGAGUAACGACGUGUUUUAAAACCCCGAAGCGGCCGCACAGACGCACGGGAUGCGGUUCCGCUGAGUGCGACGGCGGAAGAAGACGGAGAGAACUCUGCGGGCGGGCGAGUGUUGUCGCUGGGGGACGAGUGGAGGAAGUGUGGUGAACGCAGUGCGAGCAUAGCCGAACCCUACCUCGGAGCCCGGAGCAGGACGUGAGCAACAAUGUAUCAGCUCCCGGUGAACAACUUGGAGAAGGUCCGCAAGGCGCGCAAGGCGGUGAAGAACGUGUUGAGUGAAAUCGGCCUGGAGGACUGCCAGAAAUUUCUCGAGGAGCUGGAUGGUCAAAAGAUUGAGGAAGACUCAGAGGAAGAGGAUCCUUUGCUGGGGACUGAGUGGACCGACUUCACUGACGGAUACAACGGCCGACUACGUAAGAAGUGGCCUUACCGCUCACGCACCAUGUGCUGCAUCAUGUGCAAGUACUCGUCCAAGAACAUCUACCACUACCGCAAUCAUGUGGCGCGCUGCCACGAGUACCUACAGCGCCUAUGCUCACUCGCCUCCUGCCAACGGUGCAUUUUCGUGGCCCACCCGCGCGCCGUCAAGAAGCACAUCCUGCUCUUCCACAGUGGGCGUGCAAGCGAUUCGGCGGCGGUGGCGGCGGCACCGUCUGGCGUGGCGACCACGACGACGACCACGACCACGACGGCGGUGGCGGGUGGCGCGAUUCACCGAGCCGUUGAGCGCUACAAGUGCAGGAAGUGCUCCUACCUGUCACAGUCUGUCUUCGCCAUCAAGAAGCAUAUCAUCCUCAAGCACAUGGAGGGUGUGGCUGAAAAAUACAUUGGGUACCGGCAUCCCAUAGCGGGUUCCAACGCCAAGCUUUACUGCUGUAAAGCGUGCACCGUCAACACAGGCAACCUGGACCAGAUGCUGCACCACUUGCUGGUGGACCCCAAGCACUACAGCAUCAGCACGCAGGUGCAGGCGAUGAUCUACGACAACAAGGCGGGUCCCGCUGCUGUCCCCCGGGCCAUCUCCACAGCUAACGGCAACGGUCUCUAUGUCACGUUACCCAACCUGGCGCCCAAGCCCAUGAACAGCAAGCCCUUUGCGGUGCCCAGCAACGGGCAGGCCGGCAGCGGCACCGUGGUGGCCUUACAGCAGCUCCAAGGGGCGUCCAACAGCGCCACCCUGAUCUGCGCUCCUGGGAGCAACCAGGCUUUCCUGCCCCCGCAGGCGUCGGCAUUGGUGCAACUGGCGAGCGCCGAGGCCAAGGGUUUACUCCAGCCCGGUGCCACCAUCUCCCUCCGGGGAUCCUCGGUUGUGCAAUAUCCUAGCGUGAAGCCGCCCGCCCCGGCGGUAGUGGCCUCGCCUCAAGCGCAACAGGUCCUGGUCCCGGCAGCUAAACCCGCCGCGGCGCAGGUGCCGGCGGCCAACCAGGUGACUCUCCAAGGCACCAUGCUAACCUCCCAGUCGCUGCUGAGUCACCUCAUCCCCACCGGCAACCGCGUCAACGGCAUGCCCACGUACACCUUCGCGCCGCUCCAGGUGGCGGUGCCCGUCACGCAGAGUUCCACCAAGCCGGCGGAGCAGACCAGCAACCAGGCCAAGAAGUGGAUCACCUGCCCUCUCUGCAACGAACUCUUCCCUAGCAACGUCUUCGACAUGCACAUCGAGGUCGCCCACCAGACCAAGUUGGCCGCAGCCCGCGCGGAGAGCCUGGCGAGCCGAGCGGCAUUCCUCAAGAAGAUGCCCGACAAGACCAUCAAGUGUCUGACGUGCAAGGUGCUGCUGUCUGAAAGGAGCGUCCUGCAGCACCUGCUCCACGGCCUCAGCUGUCUCUACUGCUCCACCUUAUUCUUCUCAGUCAAGCAGCUGGCCGAGCACGUCAAGAAGCACAACCCCACCGGCAAGCUUUACUGCGACUUCCUCCGCCAGAACUACAAGAUCUACACGAAGAGCAACGCCGGCCUCCUGAUACCGUACUUUGACGUCACCACCGAGGCGCCGCGGGAAAUCCUCGGGGAGUGCGAAGUCGACCUGGCUCUGGUCACCAGCUCUCUGGAGCUCAUCUACGUCAAGCUGCUGCCGAGCAGUCGGUCCGAAGUCUGCGCGGCGCCCGUCAAAGUCAAUGCCUCCUGCUGCCCCUUCUGCAAUGAGAAGUUCCAGGCGGAGUCCAAAUACCUGCAGCACCUGAAGCAGAAACAUUUGGUGGCUCCCACCAUCCACGCCAUCCUCAAGACCGACGCCUUCAAAUGCAUCUACUGCAACGGGGUCUACACGGGCAAGGUGACCCAGCAGGCCGUCAUGCUGCACAUCCAACGAUGCCGCUGUUCCCCGAAGCCACCGCAGGUUCCCAAAAUCACAGCCCCGCCGCCUCAACUGGUGGCCAAAGCCCCUCAGGCGCCCCGCCAGCCCUCGGGCCUCUACUUCCUCCAGGUGCCCCAAACCGUGACGGUGAAACCGCUGCAACCGAAGCCGCCGCCGCCGCAGAACAAAGAUCAGCUGGAAUCCACCAAGAGGCUGGAGGCCGCCUUGAAGCAAGUCAUCGAGAUCAACAAGCGGGAGCGCGAGCAGAGAGCGUCGGUGCGGCGGAAGGACCCGCCGGAACCCGAAAUGCCGCAAGCGGACCCCAAAGUCAAGCUGGCGCUGGAGCCGCUGCCGCAGGACCGCCGCGGGUACGAGGAGCGGCGCGACUUCAUCGCCCGCUACUUCAACCUCCGGCCGUACCUUAACCGCAUCGAGACGGAAGAGCUGUGCCGCCGCCUGUCGCUCAGCAAGUCGGAGCUGGUGGCGCUCUUCAGCAAGAAGCGCACCCGCUGCAUGAAGAGCUUCAGCGGAAGCACUGCCGCCGUGCUCUUGGGCUUCGACAUGGCCCGACUGGCGCAGCUGCAGCACCCGCUCCACAUUCCCGAGCAGAGGGUCGUCGAGACGAGGGAGAUUCAGUCGGACGAGCUGCCGGAGUUAACGGAGGACGCCACGACGCGGCCGGCCUAUGCCGCCGAGGCGGCGCUUGAACCGGAACCGAUGGAUGAAAGCGAGAUUGACAAAACAGCUGCUGAGGUGCCUAUGGAGCAAAAUAAUUGACAUGAGAAGGAUACUUGGAAAGCCCCAGACAUGACAUGUCAGAAUUUCCAAACUCUCCCGUGAGUAGCAAAAAAUAAAUAAAUCCAGGAGUAACCUAACAUCGUACACUGUGUAAUGGUUGAUGGUUUGCCUAUACGGGUCCUUCUCAAAAAAAUUACAGAAAAUAAUUAACUUUAUCACAAUACGCAAAUUUUUUGAAAAGGACCCACAGAUGUCACAAAAUAGUCGCAAAGCAUUACUUUUCAAUUGCACGGGACCUUGCCGCAAUCUUGUGACAUCUUGGUGCACAUCAUUCACAGCACAAAGACAGAAAAGCCACGUUUUUAAAACCAAUAACGGAGGACAGGUUACAAAAUAUUCUAGUAAUCUUUCUAAUUUAUAUUCACAUUUCCCUACUUUGUGGCCACAAAUGAGCGCUUUGUGCGCACAUUUUAUCUUCUAGGGGCCACCAAAUAAUUUGUCGUGUCUCUGGUCCAGUGAACUUCCCCCUCCGAAACCUUAAAUUGUGACAAUUGAAAAGCAAAUUAUGCCCCCCCCCAAAAAAAAACACUGUACUGUAAAUACCUAUAAGUAGUAGCAAAACCCUAUUUCAGUUUAAACUGAUGGCAUACAAUCAUUUUUUAAGGGAGCAGAAAAAACAGCAUUUUUUUUCAGCAACUGAUGGAUAGGUUUAAAAAACAUCCCACUAAAAUUCGGGGGUUCACUGUCAUUUUAAUUGUAACAGGGUAACGGCGACAUGACGCCGUCGCGUGGUUGUAGUACUCUUGUUGUCCACUAGAUGUUGCCAUUUCUUCUCAUGGUGAGGUGACUGAAAAGCACGUCUUGACUUAUCCACCCCCUCCACUCGUUCUGCUUUCCACGCCCACCUUUUGUUACAUAAAUGUACAGAAUUUUAUUUUUCGCUUGUAUGCUAGCACAUAACUGAGUUACUCACCCCCCCCCCCUUUGAGUUGUUGCAAUUUAUUUUUCCACGGGCUUCCGGACCUAAUUUCCCUUCUGUAUAUUUAAUAUUUUUUUAAAAGGUGUUGAAAAUGUGUGAUAGUGUACAGCUGACGACUUCAUAAAAAUAAACUUACGUUUAGUUUGGUUCGCAACGUACUUCCGCAUUUACACACUCCAGUGUAUCACGGUAUGCUUAUCUUCUGUUCUCUACUCCUGACAGCAUUUUUUUUUUUAAUUUGGUGGGCGGGGGGCAUUUCCCAAAGUAAAACCUCAACCCCUCCUUCUCUUCUCUCCUCAGUCUUUCCGCAACGGUGUUGUACCAAAAUAAAAGUGCUUUCAUAUCCUG
Molecule: messenger RNA, 4481 nt
Organism: Hippocampus zosterae (dwarf seahorse)
Lineage: Eukaryota; Metazoa; Chordata; Actinopteri; Syngnathiformes; Syngnathidae
Product: activity-dependent neuroprotector homeobox protein 2-like
Exons: 5
Coding region: 326-3193 (955 amino acids)
Biological process (GO): regulation of gene expression
Cellular component (GO): nucleus
Source: RefSeq, a predicted model, not a curated record